Molecule: messenger RNA, 1465 nt
Organism: Caenorhabditis angaria
Lineage: Eukaryota; Metazoa; Nematoda; Chromadorea; Rhabditida; Rhabditidae
Source: the annotation of a GenBank genome assembly
AUGUUGUAUAGUUUGAUAUUUUUUGGAUUACUGGUUCAGAGAAACGUACAAGGUGAGGCUUUAGGAAAAUAAAACUAUCAGUGAUAAAUUUCGCAAUUUUAAUUUUUUAAACACUGCUCAAAUGUUUUUAGCUACAUAAUGCUCAUAACAGAUUUUUAGAAUCAUGCUUUAUUUUAUCUGAUUGUGAACAGCAAAUAAGUAUGUUGAAGUGGAAAAGUUUAGUGAAAGUUAUUGAAUAAAAUGUUACAAACUAAAUAUAUUUGAAAAAGUCCAAUAAGAUUUACUGGUGCAUGUUUCCCGAGAAAAUAGAAACAUAUUUUUCCAAUCUGUGUCACGUGACAAGAGAGCAUGAAGAUCAGAACUAGAAACAAUAAGAAAUAAAAAUCAACUAUUUCAGCUCAAAAUGAAAUUGGCAACGAUGUUGAUGAGCUUCAAGUUAUCAUAAAUCCUAACACCACAACAAUUCAAAAGCCAGCUGGAGAUCAAGUUUCAAUUGUAUGUACAGUCAGAGGAUAUAAUAAAGACAAACCAGGUGUUCUUUGGAAAACGCAUGGAGGUUUAGAUAGGUAAAUUAUGAUUUAUUUCUUGCAGAUUUAUUUAAAACUUAUCAUUCAAAAAAAAAUGAGAGAAAAAAAAAUGUAAAGAUUAUUUCUAGAACCGGAAAUGUUGAAAUCAAAAAACUGGAUGAGUACACACUUGCAUUAGUCAUUCGUAACUCAACAAUCGAAGACAGCGGUGUUUAUACUUGCCGUGCACAAAUUGGAGACAAAAUUGUGACAAACAGCGUAGAUAUUGUGAUUUUUGGUAAGAACAAAAAUAAGGACUGGAAGUUCAAAAAGAUGAUAACAAAAAGAAAACAUGAAAAAAGAUGGAUUGAUUUAUUUAUAAUCAAGUUUGAUAAUGAACACAAAAAAUGAGUGGAAGAAACAUUUUUGACGUUGAUUGAACUUGAUUUAGAUUCUAGAAAUAGUUGUUCUUGGGGUUCUCUCUAUCUAAUAAUGAUCGAUAAUAAAUCAUAUAUGAAAACAAAAAAAAACAAUUUCAGAAGACCUUGUGUUCGCUGAAAAACAAUUGAAUUAUGGAGAAGUUUUGGCGACAACAUCGGUCAAUGUUUCUUGCGAAGUUACUGCUAAACAAAGCAAUGUGGUGACUUAUUGGACAAGACAUGAAAAGAAAAUCAGACUUGGCGACAAAUUUCAAACUUAUAAAGGAGGUGCACUUUUAGAGAUUCGAAAUUAUCAACCAGAUGAAGAUGCAGGCCAAUAUACAUGUGAAGUGAGUGAAGAAGAAAAAACCAAUGAAAUUUUAUUUGAUUUUCUAGGUUUUCCACGUGCCAAGUGGCGCAUCAACAAGUCGAACAAUUACUUUGGGAACCAUCAGUGAAAACAAUCUUGUGGCUUGUCAAUUAAUGUGCAAUGCUUUUUGUGCCGAAGCUCAAAAUCAAUUUAAACCCUUUGCAAAAUAA